AUGGAUUCUAACGAAAGAGUGUCAUCAUCGAUCAAUGGAAAUAAACAUGCUGGGAUAUCGGACGAUUCCGAAUUUAUUGAUCAGUCCCAACCAUUUCCGUUAGCUAUUCUAAUGACAUUUCUUGUUGUAUUUGGAACAUUAGUUAUAUUAUGGUGGGCCAAAUUACGUUUACACACAAAACGUGGUGAUUCAUUAUUAUUAUGUGGCAUAACAAAUUCGGGUAAAACUGUCUUGUUCAGUCGUCUUACUACGAAUAGGGCCAGACGUACCGUUACUUCAAUGAGUACGAAUAGAGGUAUAGCAAACAUAGCUAUAUCAACGAAUAGACAACUGAAAAGAACUGUAGUAAUUCCAGUCAUUGAUAUACCCGGUAAUUAUCGUAUUCGACAACGUGAACUUGAUAGUAAUAAAUCAUCAGCUAAAGCAAUCAUUUUCGUUGUUGAUAACACAAACGUAGUACAUGAAUGUAAAGAUGUUGCCGAUUACUUAUAUGAUAUAUUAAUCGACAAACAUUUUCGUCAACAACGUAUACCAUUAUUAAUAUUUUUUAAUAAACAAGAUCAAUUAUCAGACAAUAGUAUUCGCUUAGUAAAAACGUUAUUAGAAGAUGAAAUAGCCGUGAAACGUAGAACGCGUGCAUCAUCCGUUAGUGUACAUCAAGAUAAAUCAAAUCAAAACAUUAAUGAUGAUAUUGGACGUGUCGGAAAAGAUGAUUUUGAAUUCUUUGAUAUUAAAGAUCUAAAAGUUGCAUUUAUGACUGGUUCAGCAUUAGGUGUAGAAAAGAAGAAGAUUAAUCGUUCAAAUCAUGCGAGUGAUAAUGACAGAACGGAUGAAGAGAGUGAAACAGAUGAAGAAGAUACAACAUUUACAAGCGGAGAUGAAGAAGAUUCAAAUUUAAGCGGCGUAAAGGAUUGGCUAAGGGAAACUUGGAGGGAUGGCGGGGGGUUGUAUGAUUAG
This is a messenger RNA of Didymodactylos carnosus, 957 nucleotides long. The record is from the annotation of a GenBank genome assembly. NCBI's taxonomy places the organism in Eukaryota, Metazoa, Rotifera, Eurotatoria, Philodinida, Philodinidae.